AUGGUCAAAGCCAACAUCUGGGCCAUAACCCAAGGCCUGGUAUUCCUCAGCACAUUCCUCACCACCUCUUUUGUCAAAGCAGACAACCCCAUUGUUCAAACCCUCUACACCGCAGACCCAGCCCCCGUCGUGCACAACGGCCGCGUCUACCUCUUCACAGGCCACGACGAAGAUGGCUCCACCACCUUCAACAUGCUAGACUGGCGACUCUUUUCGUCAGACGACAUGGUCAACUGGCAACACCAUGGAGUUCCAAUGAGUCUGCAGACAUUUUCGUGGGCGCGCGAUAGAGCUUGGGCCGGUCAAGUCGUCGCUCGAAAUGGAAAGUUUUACUUUUAUGUGCCUGUUAGUAUGAAGAGCAAUGGACGUAUGGCUAUUGGUGUUGGUGUGAGUGAUAAGAUUGAGGGGCCGUAUCGGGAUGCGCUGGGUAAACCUCUUGUUGAGAACAAUGAGAUUGAUCCCACUGUCUUCAUUGACGACAAUGGCCAGGCUUAUCUGUACUGGGGAAAUCCUGGUUUGUGGUACAUCAAACUCAACCAGGAUAUGAUCUCUUACAGUGGUGCCGUCACUAAAGUUGAGCUCACCACUGCUGGGUUUGGUUCUCGUCCCAACAAUCCUGAUCGCAAGACCAACUAUGAGGAAGGACCAUGGCUGUACAAGCGCAAUGGAAUGUACUACAUGAUCUACGCAGCGAAUUGCUGUUCUGAAGAUAUCCGUUACUCAACUGGUCCUACUGCGACUGGACCAUGGACAUACCGCGGCGUGGUAAUGGCGAAAGAGGGAAGAAGCUUCACCAACCAUCCCGCCAUUAUUGAUUACGAGAACAAGUCCUACUUCUUUUAUCACAAUGGUGCUCUUCCUGGUGGAAGUGGUUACACGCGUUCUGUCGCCGUGGAAAGUUUCACCUACAACUCCAACGGAUUAAUUCCUCAAAUGAAGAUGACCACACCUGGUGUCGCACAAGUCAGGCCCCUCGAUCCAUACAAGCGUCAAGAAGCAGAGACCAUCGCAUGGACAAACGGCGUCAAGACCGAAACGUGCAGCGAAGGCGGUCUGAAUGUUGCAUUCAUCAACAACGGAGAUUACAUCAAAGUCAAGGGAGUCGCUUUCGGUAACGGUGCCAAGAGCUUCAGUGCCCGCGUUGCUUCUGCGAAUAGUCGGGGCGGAAAGAUCGAGUUGAGGUUGGGAAGCGAGGCUGGUAAGGUUGUUGGUACUUGCACGGUGCCUUCGACUGGGGGUUGGCAGAGUUGGAGAACGGUUGAGUGUCCUGUUAGUGGUGCUACUGGGACGAGUGAUUUAUUCUUGAAGUUUACUGGGGAGGGGUCUGAUUAUUUGUUUAACUUCAACUGGUGGCAGUUUAAGUGA
Fusarium coffeatum is the source of this 1365-nucleotide messenger RNA. RefSeq lists its product as uncharacterized. The transcript has a single exon. Gene Ontology annotation, molecular function: carbohydrate binding; hydrolase activity, hydrolyzing O-glycosyl compounds. Gene Ontology annotation, biological process: carbohydrate metabolic process. The coding region runs from base 1 to 1365 and encodes 454 amino acids. The record is from RefSeq and is a predicted model, not a curated record. NCBI's taxonomy places the organism in Eukaryota, Fungi, Ascomycota, Sordariomycetes, Hypocreales, Nectriaceae.